Molecule: messenger RNA, 760 nt
Organism: Beta vulgaris subsp. vulgaris (sugar beet)
Lineage: Eukaryota; Viridiplantae; Streptophyta; Magnoliopsida; Caryophyllales; Amaranthaceae
Product: cell wall / vacuolar inhibitor of fructosidase 2
Exons: 1
Coding region: 39-644 (201 amino acids)
Biological process (GO): negative regulation of catalytic activity
Molecular function (GO): enzyme inhibitor activity
Source: RefSeq, a predicted model, not a curated record
ACAUCAUUUGCAAGUGCCAAAAACACCCAUAUAUCUGCAUGAUUUUCCUUCCACUACACAAAAACAAAACAUCUCUUAUGGAGAAAUUCUCAAGGCUUUUAUCUCUAUUUCUUGUUCUCUUUAUCUAUGAUAUCAUUUACACAAGCAAAAUAGUGCAAGCAGAUGAUGAUUUUAUUCAAAAAACUUGCAAAAACACUCAAUACUUUGAUCUAUGCAUCUCUUCCCUAAAAUCGAAUCCUUCGAGCUCGCAGUCGGAUCUCAAAGGAUUGGCAACUAUUAUGGUAAAUGUGGGAAUUGCUAAUGCAUCAGACAUUUAUGCUUAUUUGUCAUCCCAACAACUAAGCAGCAGCAGAAGUGGUACAAAUAUGAAGAUGGUAUAUCAGUUGUGUGCUUCCAAGUAUUCAUAUGCUAAUGAUUCUCUUAAGUAUUCACUCCAAGAUUUGUCAUUGGAAGAUUAUGAUUAUGCUUCUAUUCAUGUAAUGGCGGCUGCCGAUUACCCAAAUGCUUGUCGCAAUGCGUUUAAACGUUAUCGUGGUCUGAGUUAUCCUAGAGAGCUUAAAGUUAGAGAGGAUGGAUUCAAGCAUAUUUGCGCUGUAGUUUUGGGUAUCGUUGAUCAACUUUAUUCUAUUAAUAAUCGUUCCUAGUUUGUAAUUUAUCCCCUCUUGUUUUAAUUUUUAUAUUACGUUUGAUGGCAAAGCAGCUAUGCUGGUUUUUGUUCUUGUUCAUUGUUAAAUAUGCUGAGACCAGUUUCAUUGGGUCA